Molecule: messenger RNA, 3346 nt
Organism: Lagopus muta (rock ptarmigan)
Lineage: Eukaryota; Metazoa; Chordata; Aves; Galliformes; Phasianidae
Product: mediator of RNA polymerase II transcription subunit 1-like
Exons: 17
Coding region: 77-1960 (627 amino acids)
Biological process (GO): regulation of transcription by RNA polymerase II; cellular response to thyroid hormone stimulus
Cellular component (GO): mediator complex
Molecular function (GO): nuclear thyroid hormone receptor binding; nuclear retinoic acid receptor binding; nuclear vitamin D receptor binding
Source: RefSeq, a predicted model, not a curated record
ACCUGCCUUGCACAGCACCUGUGGGUGCUCUGGUGCAGCUGCUUCAAGUAGGAGCCCUGGUUUCCUGUGGGUUGAGAUGGAGGAGCAGGGUGGGCAGCAGUCACUGCUGUGUUUCCCCUGCUGCAGGCCUCAAGGCAUGAGUGAGUGGAAAUUUUCCCUUGGUGCUGUGGCAGUUAUUUCUACAAAUGCUUUAAUGGAACAGUUGUAUCUAAAAUAUCAACAAAGACCAUGGACUGAAACUCUGAAACUUGUCCAUUUUUGCAUGGAUAAGCCACGUCCAUCUCCUGCCAGUAAUGCUCCAGAUGCUCCGCUGCUCUCAUGCAUGGAGAAGUUGCAGAGGACUCUUAAUGAUAAAUCUUUGUUUUCUGUGAUGAACAGAUUGGAAUCUUUAGCCAAACAAAAAGGGCUUAACUCUCAUGUUAGCCCCAGUGGGACUGCCUGCUACAUAACCUCAGACAUGUUUUAUAUAGAAGUACAGCUGGAGAAGGAUGGAAGGGUGAUGGAUGUAAAGCUGGCUCACCUUGGAGAGGCUCCUGUGAUCUGUGAUGACUUGGUGCAGCACCUAAGGAUGAAGAACUAUGACGCAUUUGGAAAGAUUCUAGAAGACCUGUCAAAUCUGUAUCAAAUUCCAGGAAACAGUGAAAUGAAAGCUAAGGGUUACCUUGCAUUGCAGUCUCUUGAAAAAGAUCUUUAUUCAAUGUCUCUUCUACACAGAUCACAGGAUGUAAACAGAGUUACUGAAGUACUUCAUGGAAAAGUAGGACACCUGGUGCCAAGAACUGGAGGAACUCCUAUGAACAUUGAAUUUUACAUUUCUCCAUAUCAAAUUUUGGAAGCAGAGCUCAAUCCUGGUUCUCUGGUGUGUGGAACAAAAGCAGUUGUAACUGUUGAAGGCACAGAUGUGCUCCACAAGCUUCCUCUUUCUCCACUGGUUGUAGACUCUCAAGCUGGAGAAGAUGGCAACCCUACUUUUUUGCCACUGACCAAUGAACUCAGCAUGGAUUUGUCAGCUUAUUUUUUGUUGAAGUUUCAUCAGCCUAUUCCUCUGUCCUUAUCCAAUAUUGAAGAGAUACAGAUGCUCACAGGAAUUCAGAUUACUGCCUUGAAACUAGCUCCUUUGUAUGAGCUGAUUAUUCAAUCUGCCCUUAACGAAAAAGGCAGAGAAGAUUUGUCUACGCACAACUCCUGUUUCAUUGUGUCUCUUCCAGAUUGCCCAAAGCACUGUUAUUUCAUAAACAAGGGCCCCGAAAAAUCAAAUUUAGCAGGGGCCUUGCUGAGUAAAAUCCCAUUUACCCACCCGAAGUGUGUGCCUGCUGUGAUAGAGAUUCUUCGACUUCAGGUGGCAUAUAACAGUCUUAUUAGCAGCUGUGUCUCUGACAAGUGUCUAAGUGAAGAUGAUUCAGAACUGCUCUACUUUGAAGUGACACCACACAAGAACACCAGCUUUUCUGUCUUCUUCAUUCAUCCAACAAGAGAGAAUUUAGCCUGUGUGACUAUUGAUGUCGUAACCUCCAGAGAAGUCCAAUGCAGCCUUCAUUUACAUCCUGAGGAUCCAACUCUAAAUUCUAGUGAUGGCUUUAUAUCGAGAUCUGUGAAGUGCUGCAUGUCAGUCCCAGUUGUCAUGAGAGCUAUUUUCAGGAAUGCUGCCAAGGUGGGAGCUGAUAGUGAAACACAAGGCACAGAAGUAGACACAAAACAAAAACCUGAGCUGCAGCGUGAGCAAAUUAUUGAUUCUAAUAGUCUUGAAGAAAGUCCUUCUGUAGCUGGACAGCAAGAUCUGGUUAAGACAAAUAAGGAAAGUGUUCCAGACAGCCCAGAACAAAGACUCUCUACAGCCAAACUGGAAACUCUGGGUGAUGAGAUGGAAAAAAGUAACACUACAGUCAGCACAGAAACUUUGUCCGGAGUGGAAGGAAGUGAUUCCACAGCUAGCACAGAAGCUGCAAGGAAAGAUAAGUGAAAUGCAUCACAAAAUCUAUUGUUCAAUAAUCAAGCAAGAGAGCAAUAUGUUCCCAAACAUAACUUGCUUUUGCAGUAGUAGAUGGAGAGAACUUGGCAAGCCUGCUGUCUACUUAAUUUCUGAAUGGAGUUUCCUGUUUAUGCACUACUACCUGCAUCCAAAUAAUACUCUUCAACUUGCACUUUUUCCUUGGUAACCAUUGGUUUUGUUUCAUCACAUUCUACUACAGGAUAGAAAAAAAAAUCUGUUUGAUUUAUGUGAUGCAGGUUAUAACACAACGAAUGCACUAUAAACAAAGUAUUUAUCAGUGUCAGUAUUAUGUUAAAUAAAUUGAGAAAAAGCUGUUUGAGCAAUUCUGUCAUGUAUAAUGUAUGCAAAUAGCCUUAUUCAAUUCCACUACUUCAGUAACAACUUCAGUAUGAGAUUUUUAAUUGCACAGUUAAUUUUUGUUGUUGUUGUUCAUCUAAUGCAGAAAGUGAUACUGAAUUGCAACCAAACUUAAAGCGUAACAACUCCAUGGCAGGAUAAUAGCUUUUAUUAAAAAAUUCACAUUAUUUUUUCCAAACAAUCAGUUCUUAAUUCUUGCUUCUUGGUUUUGGCUACAAAGUGUAAAACCACUCUGUGCCUUUGUUGUUGUAGUUGUAGCUAAGUCAGUUGUUCAAAACUUAAGUUUUCUCUGUGUAGACCUACUUUGUAGAAGAAAUUUAAAAGCAAAAUAAAGUACACAAACUCUUGACUUAGUGAUUAAUUACUAUAACACAGAAGAAAUCUUUUCUUUGUGAGUAUCUAACCAGAGGAAUUUGCAGCUACAGUUGAGGCAUUUCUAUAGAAACCAUUAGGUCAUGGUGAAGGGGUGUAGCCAGCCCUGGGAGCACAGCUGGAAGCAAUUCAUCUGAGUGACUGGAAGGGGUUGAUCAUAAGGGUCCAGCCCUACCUAACUUUCUUUAAGGGCUGGCAGCCCCAAGGGAAGCAUCAGUACCUGGACAUCACCCUUUGGGAUGCUUGGUGAGCCCUGAGCCUCAGAAAAAGGUAAGGGGUUCCUUUUUUAUUACUGCUACCUUUUUUGGGUGAUUCAAAACUGACUGGUUUAAAGCAACUAUAUCUGCUGCCUCCUAUCCUUACAGCAAAUAAAAGGAAAAGAAAUCAAAUACAGAAUGUUGGAACAGAAAUACUAAGUUGUUAGAUACGUGUUUGGCUAACCAUGUUUUCAAGAGAUGGUGAAUAAACCUGGCUUCCUUCUAGAGCUGGAGAACUGUAAACAAGAGAGAGUUCAAGAUUAAGGGACUAGCAAAUAAAUACAAAACUAACACAAGGGCAUUCAUUAGACUAGAAAUGUGUGAUGUGGUUUGAAAGGGUAAGAGGAGCCAGUUUUCUGUUAGAACAGCA